Molecule: messenger RNA, 915 nt
Organism: Pichia kudriavzevii
Lineage: Eukaryota; Fungi; Ascomycota; Pichiomycetes; Pichiales; Pichiaceae
Exons: 1
Coding region: 1-915 (304 amino acids)
Biological process (GO): maturation of SSU-rRNA
Molecular function (GO): rRNA small subunit aminocarboxypropyltransferase activity
Source: RefSeq, a predicted model, not a curated record
AUGGGCAAGGGGAAGAACAAGGAGAAAGAAUCACCUAGAAGAAGCAAUAAAACUUCGAAUGGUCACCAUAAUCGAAGUCAUGGAGGAAAAGGUAGACAUGAAACUAAGUAUUCCUCCGUUGUGAGGCAAGUUGAUUUUCCGACUAAACUUGCAAUGUGGGACUUUGAACACUGUGAUCCUAAAAGGUGUAGUGGUAAAAAACUAGAAAGAUUAGGGCUGAUCAAGAGCCUAAGGAUUGGUCAAAAAUUCAAGGGCGUCAUUGUUACACCCAAUGGUAAAGGUGUUGUUUGUCCCAAUGACAAAGAAAUUGUUGAGCAAUUUGGUGUUGCCGUGGUAGAAUGUUCUUGGGCCAGAUUAGAAGAGGUACCAUUUAACAAGAUUGGAGGAAAAUAUGAAAGGCUAUUACCAUACUUUGUUGCCGCAAACCCUGUUAAUUAUGGACGACCAAUGAAACUAAAUUGUGUUGAAGCAAUUGCUGCAUGUUUGGCUAUUGUUGGUCAUCAAGAUUGGGCCUUGCAACUAUUACAAAAUUUUUCUUGGGGUCCAGUUUUCUUGGAAAUCAAUAAAGAGUUGCUAGAAAUGUACAGCGAAUGUACCGAUUCGGAUAGUGUCUUGCAAGCCGAGAAAGAUUUCUUAGAUCAAAUGGAGAAAGAGAGAGAAGAGAGAAAGAAAAGAAAAGGCGAAGUUGAUAUUUGGGAAAUGGGUAAUCCAAACAUAAAGAAUCAUGGUGAAACAAAUAAAGAAGAAGAGGAAGCAGAAGAAGAUGAAUUUGAUUCUGAUGAGGAGAAGAAUAUCUUGGUGAUAGACAUUCCUGGAUCCGAGGAUGAUGCGCAAAUAGAUACAGAAGAAGAAGAGGAACUUCUAGAUGAAGCGGAAGCCGUUUCAGAGAGCUCAUCAGACGAGGGAGAAGAAUAA